Molecule: messenger RNA, 3280 nt
Organism: Parasteatoda tepidariorum (common house spider)
Lineage: Eukaryota; Metazoa; Arthropoda; Arachnida; Araneae; Theridiidae
Gene: MESK2
Product: misexpression suppressor of KSR 2
Source: RefSeq, a predicted model, not a curated record
AUCCCUAAGAUUAAACCACUUUCACAAGGACGUUCGUUCAUUCGCGACUUUUCUUGUUUUUGUAUAGUUUAGGUUUUGUUUUCUGGUCAGGGUAGGGCAUAGCUAUUUUUAAACAGGAGUUAAUACGUCAAUUUAAAAUCUAAUGAUGGAUGAUAUCGAGUUGAGGAGUAUUGAGCCUGAUCAGCCACUGAUACGAUCCCUUUCAAGGGCUGACUCAUUUAUACAACAGGAUGAUUUUGUAGACACUGAAUAUGGAUCUAUUUGUGUAGCUGUUCAGGGAGAUCGAAAUAAACCUGCAAUUUUGACAUACCAUGAUAUUGGUUUAAAUCAUGUGUCAAACUUUCAAGCUUUUUUCAACUACGUUGAUAUGCGCAUUCUAAUGCAGAGCUUCGCUAUUUAUCAUGUAAAUGCUCCCGGUCAGCAGGAAGGAGCACCAAAUUUCCCAGAAAACUAUAUUUAUCCAACUAUGGAUCAGUUGUCAGAAACCAUUCUCCCAGUGAUGAAAUUUUAUGGGUUGAAACAUUUCAUUGGUUUCGGUGUUGGAGCUGGCGCAAAUAUUCUUGCAAGAUUUUCGCUUGAGCAUCCAGAAUGUAUUGAUGGUUUGUUUCUUGUGAAUCCUACAUGCACGGUUUCCAGCUGGACUGAAUGGGGCUAUCAAAAACUGAAUGCAAUGCAUUUACGUUCGUCUGGAAUGACUGCUUCUUGUUUAGAUUACUUGAUGUGGCACCACUUUGGAAGACUUUUGGAAGAAAGAAGUCAUGAUUUAAUUUCAAUAUAUCGUCAAUACUUCAACACUUCAGUGAAUGCCUAUAAUCUUUCACUCUUUAUUGAUUCUUUUAUCAAGCGCACAGAUCUUGGAAUCAUUCGUGAAAUGGAUCCAGUUAAGAAGAAGGCAGCAAAAAAUUUUAAAUGCCACGUCUUACUACUUGCUGGUGAUUUAUCUCCUCACCUUGAAGACUCUGUAACUAUGAACAGCCGACUUGAUCCAACUAAUUCAACUUGGAUGAAGCUUUCAGGGUGUGGAAUGGUGCUUGAGGAGGAACCAGCUAAGGUUAGCGAAGUUUUUAGAUAUUUCCUACAAGGACUUGGUUAUGCACUGAAUCAGUAUCGGCGCAAAUCUUCAGCUGCUUCAUCUCUCAGUUGCGAAGCUAUAUCACCUGUAAAAGCUAAGCCAACACAUUCCGAAGACAGCUCAGCAAUGAAAUUAGAAGUGCACAUUGUCGAAAAUCCCAUCAGCAAAAUGGACGUACAGUGCUGAGUGUUGUAGCAUUUAAAUCUAUUUACAAGAACAUUUAUUAUAUUGAGCAUUUAUAAUUUAAACGAAACUAUUGCAUUGCUCUUGUUUUAUUAAAUCAGAUUAAUACAUAUUUAUAUAUAUACGUAUGUACAGUAUACUCUCAAUAUCUUAAAGUUGUAGAAACGAUACGAAAAUUUCGAGAUAACAAGUUCAGAACUAAAUAUGUUCUAAAACAUGGUGCGUAGCAUUUUUAAAAAGUGCUUCAAGAUGUUUAUGUUCCAUUUUUGUUAUUUAAAAGCCCUUAAAGGUGCUUUUUUUAUUGAGUGUUUUUAAAAAGUGUUUAAUUUUCCAUUUCCGAAAAUGAGAUUUUUUUCUUUAUCAUUUCGGUUUUCGGCACGUAUUAUGCAAAAGCGUGCUUUUUACAUUGUUCUAUUCAACGUUUUUGGAAUUCAUUCGAAAACGAUGUCUUUUGGCAUACUGUCGAUCUGUAGCGUAUGAAAGCGCCAAUCAUUUUACAUGUUUGAUUAAAAACUUACGGGUCCGCAUGUGCAUAUAUUGAACUGGGUUCGGUGAGAUUCUUGUAUUCUCAUGUGCAACUCUGCUACAUUUGCGCAGAUAUUCUCUAUUUCAGGCUUCAUUUUCCACACUCUGAAAUGUAACCGAAAACUCUCUCUAUCUUUUUAUGGUGGCUAAUGUAAUCAAGAAAAAGAGUUCUUAGUCAGAAACUAGUUAUUUUAUCAUGUAAAGUCUGAAAAUUAUUUUGCAUUUUGUUAAUGUAUAUAGUGCUUAAUAUUUUUUGAGUACUUAAAAAGAACUUAAAAUAUGCUUAUUUUUUGUUGAAAGAUUUGGCUACACACUCUGUAAAAAGUAGAAAGAAAUAUUCUAAAAUAUGACUCUUAAAACAUAAGAAGUCAUAAAACAUAAGAAUAACUUGUAAUAAAUAUGCAUAUAAUGAUAGCUGAUUAUAAGUCUAAAUACAACAACGAUAAUUUUAAUUUUUAAUAGUAAGACAAAAAUAAUUAUGCAUUAAAUAGAAAAGAAUUAGAGCACAAUAAACUUAUAUUGUGGUAUUUCCACAAAAGUUCUUUUUCUAUUUUGAAAAAAAUUUGGACAAAAUAAGGUAUUGUGAAAAAACUCUUUGACAUAGGCAUUUAAAUUUAUAUUAGGUGGAUAUGUAAUUCCUAGGAGUAAAAUAUUUUUUCGACGUAACAAGGUUUUCGAGAUAUCAAAGUUUGAGAUAUUGAGAGUUUACUGUGUAUAUAUAUGCAUGUUGGUUUUUUGCUUUUUGAAAUUAUGUUUUUAUAUAUUUUGUUUAAUGCCUUAUUGAUAAAGAAAAUGAAAAUUUCUGUGCAAUUUAAAUGUUUUUAUUUAAAUACUUAAAGGUGAAGGUAUAUUACGUUUGUAAAAUAUCUCAGUUGUAACUAAGUUGUUUUUAGACAAUUUAUUCAGGAAACCUUGACUGGACCAAUUAAAUUUUUUUUUUUUUUUAUUGAAAAUAGAUUCUGUUUUUCCUUCUUCCAGUGAGAAACACAGAUCAUAAGUUAUUGUUUGUCUGUAACAGAAUUUUUUUUCAUAAUUUACAGAUAUUUUUCAAUCUUUGAAAGUAACUCAUUUUUGUAAACAAAUAUUAACAAUAACUCCAGUCUUUUAUUUCAGUACUACGUCCCUUAUCCGGAUAUCUGUUUGCUGGAAGUUUUUUUUUUUUUUUUUUUUUUUUUUUUUUUUUUUUUUUUUUUUUUUUUUUUUUUUACACUUUUUAAUAAAUAAAACUCUUUUUCCUUUUAAAAAUAUUAUUAUUAUUAUUUUUUAAAUUUGUGACUUGUUUAUAAGAAUUCCUUGCUUUUCAGCUGAUUUACGCUUCUUUAUGAUUUUUACCAGACUUAAGAUUUUUGUUCGAUUUUAAUCAGAUUUCCGACUCAAUGUUUAAAAAAAAUUGGAUAUUGUGUAAGCUAAAUUCAACAUUUCAGUAGAACGCGAAGAAAAAUCGCCUAAUUUUUUUUCUCGUGUCGAAGCAUUAAAGGAUAUUUUUGAAAAUGUUUUGUA